GUAUUCAAUUUUACGGGGGUCACUGAAGGCGCCAUUAGGCAUCCGCUAUGACGCAGAAUGUAACAUCAUAACCUACACAAUCCUGCUCAGCGGUGAUAACAGUACCGUCAGUGUAGCUGAGUUAUUUAGUCACAAUACUCUAAUUAUCAGGACGAAGAGAAUCUGUUUUGUUAUUUAAAAGAGCAGAUGGAGGACUCUGUCGGCAGAGCUCUGGGUCGAGUGACUGUGUACUCCAUCCAGGGCUGCCCACACUGUUUACAAGCUAAGGCCACUCUUGGGCGUUUAGAAGUGCCAGUAUGUGAGGUGGACCUGGGCAGGCAUCCGGAGCUGAGGGCCACAGUCAAGGAGCUAACAGGGCGCAGCACAGUUCCUCAGAUAUUCUUCAACAGUGUACAUGUGGGGGGAAACGAUGACCUGCAGAAAUUGGCUCCUGAGGAGCUUCAGAGACUGGUGAGGUUGGUCAGAGAGGAGGCUCUACCAGCUGACGCUCCACCUUUACCAGAAGAGAACCAGUCAGAGGACGGUGCUGACGACACCAGUGGAGAGUUCAUGUGUGAAAGAGAUGAAUUGGCCGACCUGGUGCAGGACCUCAAAGACGGUAAUGUGAUUGGCUGUCAAAGGAAGGGGCUGGUUUUGUAUAAAAAGAGCUUCUCAGGCAGUCAGCUGGUUGAAUGGCUGCAGAAAGAGAAGGGCAUGGCCAAGGCCGAGGCCUGUACCACUGGACAGGCAUUGUUGCAGAAGAAGUACAUGGUCAGUGUCCAUGACAGUGAGCGGCAGGAUGGGAGUUUUGGAGGAGGAAAAAACUCCUUGGACACACUUUACAGGCUGCUGGAGGAUGACCCUCAUUCAGCCCUGAAUGCGGGACAGACUGCGGGCUGUGCCCUGAUGCAGGCCGCUGAAGUUUCUCUUCUUUUGCGGGAGAUGAUUCUGAAACUCUUCUCUGAUCACCUCUCUGCUGAUGGCAAGUCAGUGGACUACAAGGGCAUGUCCUCAGACCCAGUGUUCGAGCGCUACUGUGAUUUAGCCAUUCAGCUCCAGAGGGUGGAGCUACUUUCACUGAGCCGGGAGGAGAAACUGGCCUUCUUCAUCAACAUCUACAACGCUCUGGUCAUCCACGGGGCCCUGCGCCUGGGGGCCCCCACCAACAUGUGGCAAAGAUACAGAUUCUUCAACUAUGUCAGCUACCUGAUUGGUGGAGAAGUGUUCACAUUGCAGGACAUUGAGAACGGCGUAUUGAGGGGGAACAAAAAAGGUAUCGCGCAGCUUCGAAAGCCCUUCUCCAAGUCAGACCCACGGCUACAGAUGGCACUCCCUCAGCCUGAGCCCCUCAUUCACUUUGCCUUAAACUGUGGAGCGAAGGGCUGCCCACCUAUUAAAACAUACACACCACAGGACAUCGACAGCCAGCUUCGCACAGCAGCCCAGGCUUUCCUGGAGAACGAUGACGGCUGUGUGGUGGAUUCUGGGAACGGGGAAGUGAAACUCAGUCAAAUAUUUAAGUGGUACAAGGCUGACUUUGGAGGCACUGACGAAAGUCUGCUAAAAUGGGUGCUGGAGCACAUGAGUGACUCACCGAAGAAGACCAGCCUGCAGGGGGUUCUGUCUGCUGGGAAAACCAAAGUCACCUUCCUGCCCUACGACUGGAGUUCUAAUGGCGCCCACUGAGAUGAAACUUUGGAAAAAAAACAACGCAGCUGCUCUUUUUCUACACCAGUUGUUCUCAAACACCAUGCACCACCUCCGAAAACGUUAGUCUCUCCAAGUACCGUGCAAUCAGGCAGCGCUACACCUUUCAUUUAAUUUUUAAAAACACACAAACAUGUUUUUGCCAUUUUGUGAGCACUAUAAAGACACAUUCCUUAGCCAAUCACAUAGUCUUAAUCCAUACACUACUCUAAUCUGACCUUAAUUGUAAUCCUAACUUCAUAUUAAAUCCUUAGCCUCAAAGUAGCUUUUCCCUCAGCAGGGAACUGUAAAAUGUCUUAACAAGAUUGGAUUCCCCCAAAUGGCAAAAUACCGAGCAUAGGUACCACCAGUGGUACGCGCACCAUAGUUUUGGGUCCACUGUUCUAUCUUAUGUCCUUUUGAACUUUUUCACUGGCUACAACAGCUCCAUCAGUCAACAGUGGUUGGUUCAUUAACUACAGUGCAAAUAUUUAUUAUGUAAAAAAAAAAAAAAAA
Molecule: messenger RNA, 2181 nt
Organism: Cynoglossus semilaevis (tongue sole)
Lineage: Eukaryota; Metazoa; Chordata; Actinopteri; Pleuronectiformes; Cynoglossidae
Exons: 12
Coding region: 187-1665 (492 amino acids)
Biological process (GO): intracellular signal transduction; cell redox homeostasis
Molecular function (GO): electron transfer activity
Source: RefSeq, a predicted model, not a curated record